Messenger RNA from Pseudopipra pipra, 1469 nucleotides. RefSeq names its product solute carrier family 25 member 6 (gene SLC25A6). Gene Ontology annotation, cellular component: mitochondrial inner membrane. The record is from RefSeq and is a predicted model, not a curated record. Gene Ontology annotation, biological process: mitochondrial ATP transmembrane transport; negative regulation of mitochondrial outer membrane permeabilization involved in apoptotic signaling pathway; mitochondrial ADP transmembrane transport. Gene Ontology annotation, molecular function: ATP:ADP antiporter activity. The transcript is spliced from 4 exons. NCBI's taxonomy places the organism in Eukaryota, Metazoa, Chordata, Aves, Passeriformes, Pipridae. Bases 86 to 982 code for a protein of 298 amino acids.
GCCCGGCAUUAAGGCCACGCGCGCAGCGCUCCCGCCCUUUCGGCUUGAGGGACAGCGGCACUGACUCCCGGCUGCGCGCGCGAACAUGGCGGACCAGGCCAUCUCCUUCCUCAAGGACUUCUUGGCGGGCGGCGUCGCCGCCGCCAUCAGCAAGACCGCGGUGGCGCCCAUCGAGCGGGUCAAGCUCUUGCUCCAGGUGCAACAUGCAAGCAAACAGAUUGCUGCUGAUAAGCAGUACAAGGGUAUCAUCGAUUGUGUAGUACGUAUUCCAAAGGAACAAGGAGUGCUGUCUUUCUGGCGAGGAAACUUGGCUAAUGUCAUCAGAUACUUCCCAACUCAAGCUCUCAACUUUGCCUUCAAGGAUAAGUAUAAGCAGGUGUUCUUGGGAGGUGUAGACAAGCACACUCAGUUCUGGAGAUAUUUUGCUGGUAACCUGGCAUCUGGUGGUGCAGCUGGAGCCACUUCCCUCUGCUUUGUCUACCCCUUGGAUUUUGCAAGAACCCGUUUGGCUGCUGAUGUUGGAAAAGCUGGUGCAGACAGAGAAUUCUCUGGUCUCGGGGACUGUCUAGUCAAAAUUACCAAGUCUGAUGGUGUGCGAGGCUUGUACCAAGGGUUCAAUGUCUCUGUCCAAGGCAUCAUCAUCUAUAGAGCUGCCUACUUCGGGAUCUAUGAUACAGCAAAAGGCAUGCUCCCAGAUCCCAGAAAUACUCACAUUGUUAUCAGUUGGAUGAUUGCCCAGACGGUGACUGCUGUGGCCGGUGUGGUGUCCUAUCCUUUUGAUACAGUGCGGCGUAGAAUGAUGAUGCAGUCAGGACGCAAAGGAGCUGAUAUCAUGUACUCUGGAACGAUUGACUGCUGGCGGAAGAUUGCCAGGGAUGAGGGAGGAAAGGCGUUCUUCAAGGGUGCAUGGUCCAAUGUUCUCAGAGGCAUGGGGGGUGCUUUUGUGCUUGUGCUGUACGAUGAAUUCAAGAAAGUCAUUUAAACAACCUAACUAGAAUUGGAAAUCAAAAUGAGCAGAUCAUGUAGAAUAACUACCAUUAUGGACCAUUGACCUUCAAGAAAUUCCUGUGAGUCUUAUUUAUCGGAGCCAGAUGAUACUUGUAGAUGGGGCUAGAAACUGACAUAGAGGACUGAUCCAUUUCACUGUAACAUGCAUGAAGACACUGAAUCUGGCAAUUCAGUGUGCUGAUUUUGCUUUUCAGCGAUCAAAAAUGAGUGGUGUUGGUUCUGGGUCCAAAGAGGCUAGGUCCAAUUUAGGCAGAGAAAAAUUGUUUGCCUGUGGAUCAGUCCCCAGUUUCAAGUCCUAUCUUCUAGGACCAUAAAAUUGUAUUUGAAAGCAUUUGCUAACAAAUCAUGUUCUUUUCCACUUGUACUGAAGCACUAUGUACCAUUUUGCACAGCUGAACAUCUAGCAGUUUUGUUCUUAAAUUGGGGCAUUUUGCUGUAAAACAAUAAACAUACUUACUCUG